AUCUCCUUGAACCACCCACAGUCUUUGUGAAAUUUCUCAACUUGCCCACCCCACCUUUUGUUUUACCCCAGCACCCCCAAGUUUGCUGAUAUUUGCCGUUUCCCUUUCCUCUCCGCCUCUCACCGUUGACCCCCUUCGCCUUUUAACGGUAACGACUUCCGAUCCAUACGCCCACAGUCACCCUCUUUCUCUGUUCUCAGGGUUUUCCUUAGGGUUUUGCUGUUUUUUUUUUUCUUCUUGAUUUUCUUUUUGCUAGUGAAACACAUUGUCUGGUUCUGAAUUCUCAUUUUUUCUUUCCCAAAAUCGAAACUGAAUCUCUAUGAAUUUGAGUCUCUCUCACAGGGUUUUUGCUGGAAUCCGAAACCCUAAUCUCUCUCCAAGUUGUCAAUGCAAAUUGUUCUUUGAGGUACAAUUUGAAAAUAGUCAAAAUACACUACCUUCUCCAAUCGUCUGCUGAAAAAUCAAUAAUGGAGAUUGAUAAUCACGAGGAAAGCGAUGGAAGCACACCUAGGACAAACGAAAAUGAUGUUUCUAUUAGGCGAGUUGCACCUGAUGAAUCUGGUGAAGGUUUGCCUUUUGCUCCUAUUAAUUGGCCUAAUCCUGGUGAUACUUGGCGGUGGAAAGUGGGAAAGCGAGUUUCUGGAUCUGGAUACUUUCUCGAUAGGUACCUCUAUCUUCCAAAAAGUCUUUGCCAUGGUGGUGGGAAUCCAACGCGUAGGAAAUAUGGUUUUGCAAGCAAGCUUGCAGUUGAACGAUACAUCCAAACAUCAUUUCCUGGUACAAACCUCGAUGCAUUUUUUGAAUCAUUCUCCUGGAAGAUCCCAGCCGAAAUGUCACUGUUAGCAAAUGGUGCUGUAAAGCUGAAGCAUGUUCCAGUUGUUCCACCAAUUCCACCUUGUGCAGAGAUUGAAGAGUCUGAUUCUCAGUCUGACGCCUUGUGCUGUAAAGCCAGAAAUAAGUUGUGCAUUAGUUUGUUGGGAGAAGCAGAAAACCCACCUUUAGCAUUCAUGAAGUGUGAUAUUUGCUGCACUGAAGCUAAGUUCUGUCGAGAUUGCUGCUGCAUUCUUUGUUCGAAGACUGUAAACUUCUCCUAUGGAGGCUAUGAUUACAUCAGAUGUGAAGCAAUGACAGGCGAGGGUACUAUAUGUGGGCAUGCUGCCCACAUUGAUUGUGCUCUCCGAUGCUACAUGGCUGGCACUGUAGGAGGAAGCAUCGGAUUGGAUUCUGAGUACUAUUGCCGGCGCUGUGAUGCAAGGACAGAUCUGGUUCCACAUGUGACGAGGCUUUUACAGACAUGUGAAUCCCUUGAUUCUCGGGACAACAUUGAGAAGAUUUUAAAUAUUGGUAUCUGCAUCUUGCGCAGUUCCGAGAAAACCAGUGCAAAGGAGUUGCUCAAACGUAUUGAAGUGGCUGUUGCAAAGCUCAAAUAUGGGACUUAUCUUGAAGAUAUUUGGAAGCAGGAAGGUAAUUCAGCUAAUUCAACCGAUGUUUGUCAUCAUCAAAGUACUGACAUGGAAGUCACAACUUACCAAGAGCCCUCGAAUGGUAAAACAUGCUCAGAUUUGAUGUCUGCAUCUUUCGAUUAUCGCUCUGAAUCUCAAAGACUCGCAGAAGACAUUGAUCAGGUUCUGCAUGCACUAAAGACAUCACAAGAGUCUGAAUUUAAGAUGGCGGAGGAAAAGCUUCUUGCACAGAAGAACUAUAUUUGUAAUCUGUAUCAGCAACUUGAGAAAGAGAAGUCUGAUUUGGCACGUCGCACAUCAACCGACCCUGAUGCUUUACUCAGUAUUGUAUUGAGCAGGGUGAAGCAGAUUAAAAGAGAAGUCACGAAUCUCAAGGAGAUGGAGGAAAUAGCCUCUGGAUUUGGAAAGACUUCUAGAGCUACCCUGAAGAAGCACUUCAAUUUGGAAAUUGAGGAAUGAAGUGAAUACUUGUCCCGAUUAUGAAAUUCAUCACUUUUUCAGUAACUUUUGGCCCUUAACCUUCAUCAUUUGAACUGAAAUCUUAUAAUUCUCUUGCAAUUGUACUGUCACCCUACUGUGUAUGGUAGAAUGAGCCACUGUGUGGUGGUGAUAUUUCAUGCCCAGCAGCAGGACAAAGGGAUAAAGUUCCUGUUGAAGAAACAGAAGUCGUUGGUGGUUUGUAAAUUGUGAGCUCCUAAGUGGUUUGCAUCCUUAGUUGUCAACUCAAGAACUGCGAGAGAAUAGACCGAGGGCAUUCAAGGAGUGCGUAAGAAUUUUGUGAUUUCUUGCUUCAAACAUCAUUGGGUCUUUCAUGGAAAGUAUGCAUGAGUAAUCAUCUCGUAAAUGCUUCUCUGUUCAAAGCAUCUGUCAGCUGCGUUCUUGUAUGCAACUUCCCAGUUUGUUGAGCAGUUGUGUAACUGAAAGAAAAGUGUGUUUUAUUUGUUCUUUGUUUCUAGUCUGUUUUUUUUUUUUUUUCAUCAAGGUGAGUUGUUGCCCGACUGGGAAGUUAGGAAUUUUGUCAAUUAGAGUGAAAUUUGGAACAGGAAUUUGUAUUUCCCUUUUGUAUCUCGCUAAUCUUUAGUUAGUUCUUUUAUUUGGUUAGAAGGUAGAUACAUGUAUGUUUCCUGUACAUAUAUACAAAAAUGCAGGAACAGUUCCUUGAGAUAGAAAUGCAUUGAUUUCUAUCUUCUUCA
Messenger RNA from Rosa rugosa (rugosa rose), 2656 nucleotides. RefSeq names its product protein OBERON 2. The record is from RefSeq and is a predicted model, not a curated record. The transcript has 5 exons. The coding region runs from base 468 to 1922 and encodes 484 amino acids. Lineage: Eukaryota; Viridiplantae; Streptophyta; Magnoliopsida; Rosales; Rosaceae.